Molecule: messenger RNA, 230 nt
Organism: Prorocentrum cordatum
Lineage: Eukaryota; Dinophyceae; Prorocentrales; Prorocentraceae
Source: the annotation of a GenBank genome assembly
GGCGGAGGCGCGGCCUGGCGGAACGCCAACGCCAAGCACGACGCGGCGGCCAAGGCCGUGGAGCGCGCCGCGGCGCAGGUGGCCCAGGCGCAGCAGCGCGAGCUGGAGGCGAUCCGCACGCUGGCGCAGGCGGAGCUGGCCAAGAGGACGGCAGUGAGGGCCCUCGCGGCCGAGGCGGGCUUCACUCCCUCCGUCACAGCGGCCCCGCUCGAGAAGGCAGCGGCCAACGA